Molecule: messenger RNA, 297 nt
Organism: Gryllus bimaculatus (two-spotted cricket)
Lineage: Eukaryota; Metazoa; Arthropoda; Insecta; Orthoptera; Gryllidae
Source: the annotation of a GenBank genome assembly
UUAAUUCUUGGGAAUAUCCGCGUGCCACGCAUUGGGUUUGUGACAGAAAAUGAAGAUCCGUUCACCAAUGAUUGGUUAAACGUGCGUAACCUUUCUACAUGUCCAGAGUUGAUCGCCUGGCUUCAUUUGUUUUGGAAGGACCAAAUAGUGGCUCAAUUUGCCCAUCAAGUAGCAUUGGCUGUACAGAAAAUUUUACAUCUUGGUUACAUCAUUAACCUGCAAGCUGUUAUUGCGUAUCAGAGGCCAAUGCUCCUAAUGCCUGUUAGAGUGCGCGCCGCAGAGCAGGCAUUUUGCUCC